GGAAAAAACCGCGAAAGGCCUCCAUUGAGUGACGAGAACCUGUUGUGUUAUUAUUAUUGUUAUGAUUUAACUGAAAUUUGAGCUAAUUUUGCCAGUGAUAUUUUUUUCAUUUCUAAAAUGAAUGACUCUGUUAUUCCGAGUCCACGACCAACUCCUCGUUUUUAUCCAGAACCACAGACUUUUUCCACUAAAAAGGUAAGCAACUUAACUUCAGCUUUACUCCAUUUUUAAUAUCAUGGUUAAAAAAAAAUGGGCCUCGGCACCCACCCUUUAGUAGAAUAUUAUAUCUAUAUUUAAUUUUGAUUUUACAUAACCUAGGCUACACUCCACAAUCGCUGGCUCCCAUAUAUUUUUUUAAUAAUUAUAGUGCUAUAUAAAUUGGUGGAAUUCGUGCCGUAGACUUAGAACUAGCAAAAUCAAUCUAUUAUUUUCGAUGUGACAGCCCCUCCGACUGUCACCCUGUCGGAGCCCUGUCCCCAAAGAUGGAAACUUUUCAUAUAUGAGACUAGUUUUUCACAUCACGGGGACAUGAUUAAUGCUGAUCCUAAACUGAAAUUAAACACUUUUUAAGCCUUAAUUUUAAAUUAAUUAUUUUACUUUUACAUGUUAGAUUAAUUAAUUAAUCACUAAGUUACCAUAUAUCUACAUACUAGUAGUACUAGUGAUGAUUAGUCUAGUCCAUCUAAGCCUAAGCACUCUACAUGUCAUUGUUAUUUAAUUUCAUUUAAAUAAAUUCUAGUCAGUUUCAAUGUCCAUGUAAGUGUAGACUGUAGUGUCUAGCUACACUAGGCGCCAGCUGGAAAGUUUGGGUUAGCGGUUGGGUUUUGCUAAGAGAAUCCCAACACCAUGAGUAAAUGGUCAAAUGUGAUAAUUGCCUUUCAACAGCUUAAAAUACAGCCGAGUUGUCUUUUUUGUGUGUGUGUAUAGUAUAAACUCCACUGGCCCCAAAACAAUCCUUGCCCUUGCUGUUACUACUGUGAAAGAAACACGCACAUUGCAAAAAGUGCAGACUUGUGAUGGGUUGCAAAAAAAUAAGUACCUGUGCUGUAUGCCAUUCAUUUCGCUAUUUCACUUUAAAUUUUAAUAUAAUUUUCUGGGAAGGGAGACCCCACCCCUGCUUGCAAAAAAAAAAAAAAAAUUUUUAAGAAAAGAACUAGGGGAAAAUGUUUGUAUCGAAUAAAUACAGAGGUAAAAAUCAAAAUCAUUAGAAUGUGAUUAUGGAACUCUGGCCAAUGGUUGACCUGGGGAAACUCAAUGACCUAUAUACUGUUGGAGACAUUUCCGGCCUUACCGCUAACCCAAUCCUAGCCGUCCUCUCCUAUUUACAAUUCUAAAUAAUAUUAAAAUCAUUAGGCCUAGUAAUGCAUAGGCUUAGGACUACACUACAUGUGCCUACAAACUUCCUUUUGAAAGAAAACUUUUUUACUGCAGUUAAAGCAAGCUGGAACACCACGAGAUCAUCUACCUCCUCGACCUCCUGUGAAGAGUUGCCCUCCAAUAAGCAGAGUAUUUCCUCGGCGCAAUAUUGCAUCUCUCCAUGCACAACCUGUCUCAUUUAGGCAUUCUGAAGGCUGUAUCCUUUACCUAUACCAAUAAUGUGCAUCAUGAUUGUUUCAUAUUGAAAAUUUAGUAUAUUAGCCUGCUGGGAAUAGUAAUAUUGAAUUGUUACUUAUUAGCCUAUAUAAUAUUUCUGAUUUAAUUAUUACUUCUUCCAAUAAUAUUUAAGGGGGAUGUUUCAUUAUUUUGAAAAGUGUUGUGCCAUACUCUGAAUUUAUAGUAUUUUUAUUUAUGAUGAUGUAUUCUUUACAAUUUUAAUUGCUGAAAAGCCGUCUUUUAUUUUUCUUCUUUUGUAGUCAUAGGUUUUGGUUGUCUUGUUUAUGAUUCACUUUUAUUUAGCUGGACUAACUUACACACGGGUUACUUAUUUUAGUUAAUUCUUCCUUAACAUUGUAGCAGCAAUACUGAGUCCCAGAUACAACGAAAAGUCCAAUGAUUUAUAUUUCGAGCAGAUGUUUGAAGACUCUAUACCAAUUGGAUAUGGCUCCUUUGGAGAGGUUUGUACCCUGAUUAAUUGAACAAAUUAGCACAGUUAUUACAAUUUUUUUAAUAAUUUGUGUUUCCUGCUACUAUUUGACUAGGUUAGAAUUUACUUACAUGUUUAACUGUUCUGUCUGCUUUAUAUGACUCGUAGGCAAAGAUGUUUUAAAUAAAUUAUUUACCAUAUCUGUUGCAAGCUGUAUUCUUUUCUUUUUUAAAGAAAAGCAAUUAGUAGGUUGUAUUGUAAAAACCCAUUAUAAUUUGAUUGAAAUAUAUGUAAGAUUAAGUUCAAUGUUUAAAAUGUACAAAUCUAAAAAGAAUAGGAAUGUUAUUGGCUGAUAAUACUGGGACCAGAUAUUUAGUGAUAUUGGUUAGAAACAUGCAUUAAAGACAAAAACUUUUUACAAGUGUAAAAUAUAUUUUUUAUUUUAAAAAAAAAUAUAUUAUUAAGUUUGAAUUAAAUAUACAAGUGACAAUAUUUUGGUUUCAUUUUCAGGUUUUUAAAUGCAAGAGUAAAGAAGAUGGCAAAUAUUAUGCAAUAAAAAAAUCCCGGGAACCUUUCAAGGGACAGUGUGACAGGUAAAAGCCACAAUUUCAUUUGAUAAAAAAGUUUCUAGUGUUUAUUAUUUUUAUUAAUGGUUAAUUUAUUAUUCUCCUACAUUUCUAACAAUUUAAAUCAAACAUAUGAUGGAUACAUGAAAGUUUAGAAUGAAAACUAUUAAUUUUAUAUUGAAAAAUUAUUCAAAACCUUUUAUCCAUGUAGGAAACGUAAAAUGGAGGAAGUUGCUAAACAUGAGUCUCUAUUACCACAUCCUAACUGUAUUAGAUUCUAUAAAGCCUGGGAAGAGAGAGGUCAUCUUUAUAUCCAAACAGAACUGUGUAAAAUGAGGUAGAUAUUAAUUGAUAUAAGGAGUUGUUCAGAUAUUAUUUUACAUGUGAGGGGUGUCGAGCAAUAAAUGUGAUGUCACUUUUUUUUUUUAAAUAUGAAAUCUAAAAUGUUUUGAAAAAUCUUUAUUCAAUUAAUUUUUUAUUUUUUUUUUUAAUUGAGGUCCAAAUUGCCUCAGGUAUUAUAGGUACCAUGAACCUCGGUCGCGCACACCUUUUGUGCAAAAACUGUUGUGGCCAUUUUACAUUCGGAGCGGGAUGAAUUCGUUGUUUUGCGUCCCAGAUUUCUAAUAUACUACAUCUUAAUCCAUUAUCAUUAUGGAAAAAUGUUAAAGAAUAAAAUAAAAUAUUAGUUUAGUUAUGACUAUGUUAUGUAUGGUUUUUGUUGUUUUUUGUUAGGUGUGACGUGACACUAAUAUGGGGGGGGGGGUGUAAAGAAUUUGCUACAGGGGAGGGGGGGGGGGUGUCGAAAAAAGGAAAUUUUUUUGUGUCACGUCAUUUGCAAACGACCCCUAACGCUUCUUAUUGUCUCUGCUAAGUGGUGAAGUCUUUCAGUGGUGACUAACCACUUUUAAAAUGUUAAAGGGAUGUAUCUUUCUCUACAGAUGAAUAUGUAACGAUGACUCAUUUUAAUCCUAUUUAAAUUUAUUUUUUUAAAUAUUUUUUUUUUCAGUGUGAGUGAAUUCUGUGGAAUGAACCAACAUAUCAGUGAAGGGUUAAUCUGGAAUUACAUGGUAGAUCUAUUAAUGGUAAGCAGUUAUUUAUAACUAACCUGGUUACAAGGGCCAUCUAUAUGGCACAUAGGUACUGUGGAGUGUUCGGGCCUGGCUGCGACCUGGGAGUACAGGGUUGGGGUGGAAUCCCAGAACGGGGUACUGACCAAAGGGUCUAGCCUAUCAGAUCCCACAGCACGGUAACUGACCAAGGGUUAGUUAAUGGCCAUUUAAAUGGCAAGAGGUGUUGGAACAAAUUUUAGUAUCAGCGGACAUGGCGGAACUGACCAACGAUUGUAGCUUGAAUGAUAACAUCGUGGCGAUACUAUUUGGGAACGCUAUGUGAUGGCACUGGUUGGUUAAUGUCCAUUCAAACGAAGGGAGGCGUUGGGAGAAAUUUUAGUACCGAAGAUGUAGCAAAAGAUUUAAGCCACGUGGGGGAAACUCUGGUGAUGGAGCGACCAAUUCAGGGAGAGAUAGACAGGAGAGGACAGCAACCCGGGACAGUCGGAGUUCCAAGGUUUUGAUUGUAGAGCAGAUCAAUUAAAGUGAAAGGCUACCAGUCAACUUGUUGUUACCUGAGUGUUGGAGUAAGAGAGAGAGUGAACGAGGUUACCAUUCACAUAAAGUAGUAGGAGGCACAAGACGUGACACUCGGUUUCCUUACAGUACUGAUGGUUGAAGCAUGGAGAAUGUUUGAGAUGUUGGGCGCAUGUGUGGGGAUGCGUCUUGGCAGAAACUACCAACAUUUAUUUAGAAAUACUGCCUAUAUUUAUAUAUAUAUCUCUAAUGCUUUAAAAUAUCUCACUAGGUUUUGUAAUUAUCAUCAUAAUGUUUUUCACAAGUGAACUCACUAGAGUUAUCACACAGUAAUCAGUAAUAUUUGUUCACCGUUCUAUGUGACAGGUUGCUUUGUUUGGCUGCAUCUAUGGUUCUUUUAAAAAAAAUUAGGUUCUCUGUGCCCUUUUUGAAUGUAUGUUUUCCCCAGACACCCCAUGUCAAUUUCAAACAAAUACACUUCAAAAUAUCAAAACAUUUAUUUAUUUUUUUUAAAUUUAUAAACGAUUGUUUAAACAGACCUGAUUGCUCUUACUGUUUUGGCUUACAAUGUAUUAUUUUGAGGACUUUUACGAUUGUAAGCCAAGGCCUGGUUAAAAAUCUUUAAGUAGAGUUUUAAUAUGCAAGAUUUAUUGUUAUGUAGAAGUGACACAAAUAUCACGGGCCCUUGUGGUCCACAUUGAAUAUUCCUGGCGGCCCAGCCAAUCCCUGCAUGUUAGUAACCAGUUUGCACCAGGUCUGCUAGAUUUGCUCCUGUCACAAAGAUUUCAAAGUGGAAAUUGUGUAAUAUUGCUUGGUGCUGGUUGGGGGGAGGGGGGGGGGUCCCAAAUCAAAUUUGUUUAUAUGCAGAGGGACUUUCCUAACAAGUUUGCAUGGAACAGGAGAUAAAGGGGGUUGAACUUUGUUUCAUAGAUUUUUUAAUAUUUUUGUUUCCAAAAAGGAUUCAUGUUCCUUAUAUCAGUUUGUGUUUUCUGAUAGGUUACAAAGAAGCAGAUUAACUAAACCAUUGUCUCUUACAACGUAAACUUCUGCUAUUAUACUGUGUAUACUGUUUUUCAUGUAUUUCAAAUUUGUUUUCCAGGCUCUCAAACAUUUACAUGAUUACAACUUAGUUCAUAUGGAUAUUAAACCAGAAAAUGCCUUUAUAUCAUCUGAUGGUAUUUGUAAGCUAGGGGACUUUGGACUGGUUAUAGAUCUCACUAAGGUAAGAACUGCAACAUAUUCUGUAAAGUGUAAGCAAUAAAAGCAAUGCAGAAUAGAAGAGUUAUGUAUUAGCUACUUAAGUCUGCCAUUUGUGCAAAACAAACAUUUAUAUAUAUUUAUUAUAGUAAUAGAACACCCAUCAUUAUAAUUUAUGCUGGAAUGAGAUGAAAUUAAAAUUUACUCUACAAAUAAUUUAUUUAAUAGUACCGGUAGUGUAAAAUUAAUUUUUUUUUUUUUUUUCUUUUUGUAUAAAAGUGUUAGAGAGACACUACCCCAAAAAUUUGCAAGAAGAAAUUAUUAGAAGCUAUAGAUAGCCUGUGCUUAAACUUUAAUGGUGUAUAGAAUCCACUAUUAUUAAAUAACAUUGUUCUUGUUAAAGUGAUUUUAGAGUUGCGGCUCUUGAUCAGAUAGAUGACAAUGGAAUGUAACUGAGAGUAAUAAUAGCAAUAAAAUUUUACUGCCUAAAAGAUAGGUUCUAUAAGAGUAAUCAAUAUUUGCUUUUUUAAAUAAAUCUACUAUAUAAAAAUUAUAUGUUGCAUUGUUAGGAUAAAAAUUGAGCGCUUUUUAAUGUACUAGUUUAUAAAGCUGUGUUUUGGUUUUUUAGAUACAUGUACCUAAGUACAAGUAGGCUUAAAAUAUUGGAAUAGACAAAACAAAAUUCCUACACACAAACGCUUUAAUUAAAUUGGAUUUUCCAUUUCUGGUGACAGGUUAAUUAUAAAAUACUUGACUGCUACCUCAUCAAAUAGUUUUAAUUGGGAAAUAGUGCCUUAAAUUUGUACUUUCCUAAUGUCUUGAGGUUAAAUAAAAGUAAUAAAAAUAUUUCUUUAAUAUUAGCAAACAGAUGUCUCCGAUGCCACUGAAGGUGAUCCCAGAUAUUUAGCACCGGAACUGCUAGAAGGGAAAUUCGGUAAACAUGCUGAUGUCUUUUCACUUGGAAUGUUUAUGCUGGAGAUGCUGACAGAUUUAGAGUUGCCCAGAGGUGGAGACGGGUGGCAUACUCUGCGCAGUGGCACUUUGCCUGAAGAAUUUCUCACUGGUAAGAAAGUCGUUACUACGGGGGGCGGUUUGUGACAAGCAGGCAGACCAUGACUCAGCUGUUGAACAAAACAUGAUCCCACACAUAUGGGGUAAAUUUGCCAGCUGUGGGUAAAGUCAUGGUCAUGUUAACUCUCUGCAGUCUGAUGUUUUUUUUCUUCCAAUUUUUUUUAAUAUCUUAGGUUAUUUUUUUUUUUAAUAUCUCAUUUGAAAUAGCUCUGAUCAGCUAUAUAUAUUAAAUUGUUCAUUUUUGACUCUGCUAUCAUUAGAUAUUUUUUGUUUAUUUUAUUAUUAGUUAUUAAAAUAAUAUUGAAUUUUUUAAAUUUUUUUUUUCAUUUUAAGCAAAAUUGUCACACAGUAUGAAGGGGGGGGGGGGUUUGUUAUGUUUUUUUAACAACAGCGUUACAGCGAUUUUUUUGAAGCGAUCGGCAUACUUUAAAAAUGUACAUACAUAUUUGCUAAUUUUAACGUACUAGUAUUCCCUGGGCUUAAAGUUAAUAAAAAUUAAAAUUGUUCUGUACAAUAUUGCUAAUUUUGAUAUUUUUUUUUUUUUUUAUUUUUAGUUAUUAAAAUAAUAUUUAAUUUUUUAAAUUUUUUUUUUUAUUUUAAGCAAAAUUGUCACUGAGUAUGAAGGGGGGGGGGGGUUUGUUAUGUUUUUUUAACAACAGCGUUACAGCGAUUUUUUUGAAGCGAUCGGCAUACUUUAAAAAUGUACAUACAUAUUUGCUAAUGUUAACGUACUAGUAUUCCCUGGGCUUAAAGUUAAUAAAAAUUAAAAUUGUUCUGUACAAUACUGCUAAUUUUGAUAUUAAUGCCCAAUAAAAUCCAGUUCCUCACCAAUGUGAUCUAUCUUUUCCCAUAUACCAGUAAUUUGAUAUAUCUUUGUUAUAAUCCUCACAUAGCACAGGCCGACAAACUACAGUAUUCCUAAAUUAUAUUUAUGGAUACUGAACGACUAUUAUUUCUUAAAACUUGUAUGCAUUUUUAUUAUAAUAAAUAAAUAACACUUAAGAGCUCGUACUGGACUUGUUUUCUUCACCACAGAACAUUAACUCAAUAAAAAAAAACUGUAAAAUAAACAUUUGAUUGAUUUAUAAAUAAAAUUAACACUAAUGGUAUGCUAUCAGAUAGGGGAAAAUACCAUUAAUCCUAGUCCGAAUGCCUAAAUCAGUAUAAGUAUAAAAGUAAACCAUGGUACAUAGAAAAUACAUUAUAACAUAUGUUAUAACAAUAUUGUGAGUUUAUUCUGUAUGCAUUUUGCUACCAAGUGAUUAGAUAAAAACUUACCACUAGUUGUUUUUAGAGUUAAAUCUUCAAGAUAUUCAUCCUGUAACUCUGUAACACAGUAAAAGGGUGGAAUCCGGGCUUAGUAUUUAGGAGGAAUAAGGAAUAAUAGCUUCUUAAUCCAAUAUCUGCAUUUUUCUCUCUCUCUCUCUCUCUUCCUUCCCAUUAGAGUCAAUGAGCUUUUAAUUUUUCAUUCCGUCUUGGUGUAGUCUAAACUAAUACUAGAGACAAGCGAUAAUAAUUAAAUUUAAACACAUUUCUACUAUGCAAUAUUAAAAAAUUUAGAAGAUGAUUCAUAGCAGUAACAUAUUUAAAAGAAAUAUAUUUAGGUAAUAGCUCAGAAGUCCUGAACUUUAAUUUUUAUUUUAAUUACAAUAUUUAUCUCGCAUAGCCUUUGCUAUUAAUUAAUUAUAAAAUUAUUGAAACCGUAAAAUUCAAAUACAAUCUAUCAAUAUAAGUAGAAAUGUAUAAUAUAUACUUCAGCCAAUUAAAAAUAUAAAAAUAUCACUUCAUUGUUUUAUUAUGAAUUUAAGUCGGGUAAUGAUAAUUAAAAUUAAGCUUAUUUGUUUACGAUAGCAUUAGUCUACUUUUUUUAUGUAAAUCAGGAUAAAUUCCAUGAUCAGAGUCUCCAUUUUAGUAAAUUUCUUUGAUAAAUCAUAAAAUUAAAAUCAUUUGACUAUAUUAAUAUUAGUAUCGUAUUUAUCAGCGUAUAACACGCACACUUGAUUUGCCCCCUAUUUUCGGGGAGAAAAGUGCAUGUUGUUCGCCCAUCAAGGGAUGCUCCUGACUGAAUAAGUUUCCAAAAAUUAAUUCUUUUUAAUAGUAAUUUCAAAUUUUGUACCGUAGUAAUUUCAAAUUUUGUACUGUAAUAAUUUUAAUUUUUAAAUAAGUACUAACCCAUGAAACAAAUUAUUUAAAUAAAAUAAUAAUAUAAUUUUUUAAAAUAAAAGUUAAAGUUAAAAAAUAAAUAAGCCACCCUCAAAACCUAUGGUACUAAUGAGUACCAUUUCUGUAUAGUCUGACUAUAGAGAGUUAAUUGCACAAAGUAGGGAAAAUUACAGAAAAGGCUUGAGGUAAUAACACCUAAAUGAAAAUUGUUGCCAAGAGAAGUAUCUGUAAAGAAUUGUAAAUGUUUUUAAAUUUAUACCGCUACUCUUUUCAGAUAGGAGUUAUGAUAUGAAAUAUGUGAUAAAACAAAUGAUUGAUCCGGAUUACAAGAAUCGUCCAACUGUUGAUCAGGUCUUGGCCUUUCCAUCUGUGCGAUCGGUAAGUUACUCCUCUAAUUGUAAAUUGGCUUAAUUUUUUUUUUUUUUUGCUUGUUUAAAUCACGUUGUUUUAUUGUGGGAUCAUUUUGAUGUUUUUAAAAUUGGAUGCUUUUAUUAAACAGCGCACUAGUUUAUAUUCCACUGUAUUAAAAACAGAAGAAAUACAAUAAGUAGAAUCAGACCUGUUUACUCUUAUGAUUUUGACGCACAAUGUACAAAUUUGAGAUGUCUUUUACUCAAUUUUAUUCCGUCCGGAUUCAUCCUUAUUGUAUGUACGCACCGCAGAAGGAAAAUGUGUCGAUUUUUUAGAUUUUGUCGGGGAUGGGGACAACUCUGCAGAAAAUGCUUAUGUUUCUAAAAUUCUACAAUAUUCAUCCUGAAAGUAAACAAAUAACAAAUUUAUAUAGUGAUUGCUGUAAAUUUAUCACGCAGUGUUUUGUAGGAAUCUGAUGUAUCUUUUUUUUCGGCUAUGCCUGUGCUUCUAAAAAAAAAAAAAUUCCCUGUGCCUAUGCUAAAUUCAGGUUUUCAGUGGGCUCCCUUUUUUAAGUUCUUAUAAGUACACUUCGAAAUAGCGAAUGCAUAAACUAAAUAAAAUAAAGAGUUUGGUAAAAAUAAAUAUACCGGUAACGUGUGUGUAGGUAGGUCACCAUGCGUCAUCUAGUAACUACAAAUAUUAGUUACUCAAGUGGGUUACUGUUUAAAACAUUACUGUUAGGUGUCGUAUUGGAUUAAAAGGGAAACAAUUAUGAAAAUUUAAUAUUUUGCAACACCCCUGUGAGCAAGCCGCAGCCACCCAUAUCCAAAAGGAGGGGUUGCAAUACCCAUAUCCAAAAGAAGGGGUUGCAAUGCAUGUGGUUAUUCCAUUUUGUAUACAUUAUAUAUAUUGUAUGUUUAUUUAUUUACUAUUAAGAUACUGUUUUAUACGAUUUUUGUAUGAUUUAAGAAGUUUGAGGGUAAACAGGUCUAUAGAAUAUAUUUGUAUCAAAUAAGUUAAAAUUUGAUUUCAUUCUUAUAGAAAUUAGUAUGCAAUAAAUUUUCCCCUUGAAUAUGCCCAUGAAUGGGGGAAAUCACAAUUAUUGGUAUCUUUAUUGCAGGUGUUCAAGGCCAGAAUGAAAAUUUAUGCAUUCCCGAUCUCAGUAAGUAGACUAACAAUAAUUGAAUGAGGCAAUAAGGGUGGACGAAAAAAAAUUGUUUUUUAUACCGUAUGAAAUUAUUUGUAGUGUUCUGACAUAUUAGUAUUAGAUGAUUAUAAUGACUUGGUCAAAAUUAGUGUUCAGCUAUAAAAAUUUAAGUUGGACAGGUCUAAAGGCCACACUUUGUUUGUUUCAGAGGGUGACAAGGGCCUUAAAAAAUUCUCAAUUAGCAUUAACCACAAACAACAAUGAUUCAAACCUGCUCAAUGGACUAAUACGAAAAGAUCUUGAUAACACAUUCUCAGAUGGUACGUCUUACUUGGAAUAAACUUUCUUUAUAAAUAUAAUCUAUAGUAUUUAAUAAAGUAAACUUUAUGAAUGAUGCCCAUGUUUACCUCCAUUUUCAUUAUAUCCCAUAACUCAGAAUAACUGCAAUAUUUUUUGUUAUAGAUGACUUGAUGGAUGAUCAUGGAUCACGAAAUACAUCUGAUUUGCUUAACUCCUCUGAUGAGUUUCUUAUGCCAAGGUAAACCUGUCUAAUCCCUUCAUGUUAAUGGCAAUGUAGAAUUGAUAUUUUACCAACUAUUUAAUCCCAGACCUGUGUAACCCUGGGUCAGUGUCAGUGUAGUUUUCAGCUCUCAAAAACUCAAAGGGUAGUUUUAGACAAAAUACAUGUUGUGUAAGGGAAUCCACUCAACUGCUUAUGUAAAUAUAAGUUAACUAUAAAUAUACAGGAUAUAGUCCUGCGAUUUGUUUAAGGAUGAGACAAGGUCAUUGGCAGUUGAGGCGAAAUGUCAUCUAGGGGUAGGUCCCCUCCGAACGGCCACAGAAAACAAUAUCAGAGUCUAAAACUGUUUCUUUUUUGCUUCAAAGAAAUUCACGAGAUGGUUUUGAUCAAAUAAAUAUUCUUUAAUUAUUUAAAAAUAAACACAAACCAACAUUAAAUCAUUCCAUAAGGCAGUGCUACUUCCGUACUUAAUUUAUUUGCCUGAGAAAGAGAAUUAACUCCGUUUUGCCAUUGAUUUACAUUUGUAAAAUAUUUUUUUAAUCUGCUAAAUAUUAUGUAAUGUUAAUGAAUUAAGAACAAAUGCACCAAAAAAUGGAUACUGUCUAAUAAAAAAAAUAACAUUAGCGAUGAAAAGAUAGCGAACAAUUAUUUAAAAAUUGAUUUUUGGCAACUCGGGCAACACAUUCCACAUAUAGACGCGCCGUACUAAAGCACUCAUAGUUUAAAAGUGAAACAAGAUAAAAACUUCAGUUUUUUUUUUCUUCAGUUUUUUAAAUUUAAAUCACGCCAUCGCAGGAAGUCUCGAGGCAUGCGAGAUUUCGUUGCUAUUUUAAAAUAGAAAUGAGAGAGGGGACGCAUCCGCCGAAACCCCCUAAGGAGGCAUUUAGUCGGGAAUAAGUUAAUGGCUUCACACCAUAUAAAUGACAACUUCUGUCCACCAUCAAAAAUUACUUAGCUCAGUAGAAAACAUCCACUCACUCCCUAAAGAAUGCCUUCUUGUGCUCAUAACAAAAUAUAUCGCACCACACCGGAAAUGCAUCAUAGCACAUUUAUGACUUGGUAAACACAAUAAUGAUAAAGUUUAUUUGAAAAACACGCUUCAUCCCCAAAAGCUCGAAGCGCUGUACAAAGUCAACCACAUUAUAAAGAGAAAUAAAAACAAUCUAAAAUUUACCACAUUUAAAAAACAGACGCAACAAUAUAAAACUACAUACGAGCAUACCAAGUCAAAGUCUUUCAUCCCGUUUCAACCAUAAGCAACACAGGCCAAUAUACAAUAACUGAAAAAGAUGGUAUAUAGCACCACCAUAGAUGGUGAGUUUUUAAAUCGGUUUUAAAGGACUCCAGUGUCUGGCUGUUUCUGAGAGCGACUGGAAGGGCGUUCCAAAUUGUUGGGCCAGCAAAUGCAAAAGUGCACUUUCCGUAAGGCUCAAGGCAAACACACAGUAUCGAUAUUUUGCCACUAUCGGAUGAGCGGAGCUCUCUAGUUGGUACAUAAGGCGUCAUGGGUGCUUUGAGAUAAGAUGGCGCCAGGUCAUGUAAGCAGCGGUAGCACAAAGUUGCAAUUUUUUACUCUAUGCGAGCGCGGACCGGCAGCCAGUGCAGCUCUCUCAGAAGUGUUUUAGCAUGGUCGAGUUUGCGAAGAACAAUGCGAGCCGCAUUAUUCUGUGCUCUUUGAAUUUUAUCCAGGAGCGUCGCUGGGAGACCCACCAUGAGAGCAUUACAGUAGUCCAUGCAUGAUAACACAAAUGCAGACAUCAGCCUCUUUGAUGCAUCUAAGAAAGGUCUGAUAUGACUAAUCCUGCGCAGCUCUGGGAAAAUUGCCUUGCAAAGCAUGUUAAUGUGAUUUUCCAUAGUAAGUGUUCUGUCUAAAUAGACACCCAGAUCUCGCACUGUAUGAGCAAACUCAAUCUGCAUACCUGAUAGAGUAAGUGAUGUGUUUUUUACAGAUUUUUGUUUCUGAGCAGAGGCAAUGGGAUCAGCACAGUCUUUUCAUCAUUCAAUUUGAGCUUGUUUAUGGUCAUCCAGUGCUUAACUGACUCCACUGUCUUCUGUGUCGUACUAAGAAGUUGAGGGAACUGAGAGGGAUCACGAAUUGAUAAAGUUGUGUAACAUCCGCGAACACGUGAUAAGCAUGUCAAAUUGCUUGAUCACUGCACCCAGUGUCUGAACGUACAUAGUGAAAAGCAUCAGGCCUAAGACCGAGCCCUGGGGUACCCCGAAUUCAAUUAUAGAUUGCUUCGAGGUCAAGCCGUUUGAAAUAACUGACUGGACCUGAUUUGUCAUAUACGAGUGAAACCAUCUCAGUAUAUGUAAGACCGAACAUAGCACGUUUAUGACUCACUCCCUAAACAAUGCUUUCUUGUGCUCAUAACAAAUAUAUCGAACCAUGUCGGAAAUGCGUCAUAGCACAUUUAUGACUUAGUAAACAUGGUGCGAUUAUAUGGGGAAGUUCCAAAGGAAAAACAUUGCUCACUGUUAAAAAUAUCAAUCCAGACACAAUGCGAUCUGACCGUGACAGCAGCUAAGUAUUAACAACCCAAUUCUCUAAAUGAUAAUAUUCUGGUUGGUUUAUUGAAAUAAGUUAUUCUUAUUCCCUAACGGUGUUAACACAAAAAAAGCUGUAACUUUUUGCUGACUACGCCCCAAUUAUUUUUUAGUUAAAAUAAACCAAAUGCCAAAAAAACUCUCAAACCGUAAUUUUUUUAAGACUUACUGUAAUCCAAGUUUUAAAAACCUAGUUAUGUCAAAACUGUAGGGGAAACAGAUAUGCUACCUUUGUUUUAGAUGUUCACCCUUACAAAAACAUGUUUCACAACAAAAUGUACAAGACUGUGGAUGUGUAACAACAAAAUGUACAAUACUGUGGGUGUGUAACAACAAAAUGUACAAUACUGUGGGUGUGUGGUGCUUACUAAACAGUUCACAAAACUUUGGAAAUGAGUGGAUGCUGUGUUGAUGGUAGAUUGCAUUGUACACCAAAUUAGAGUUGGGAUAACAACCAGUGUUCAGAUAUUUCGCCAGGGGAUGAAUUAUUUUGUUAUACAAUUUUAUUUAACUUGCAAUUUUUUUCUGGGUUGAAUUGUGCAUCUCAAUUUUGACCCACUUCCUGAUCACCAACAGACCACAAACGGACAGCAAAGUUUAUAUAAAAAAAAAAAAAAAAGAUACCUUCACAACCCACAACUGCCUUAACCUUGAGGUAAUUUUUUUUUUUUUUUUUAUUUAUUUAACUUGCAAUUUUUUUCUGGGUUGAAUUGUGCAUCUCAAUUUUGACCCACUUCCUGAACACCAACAAACCACAAACGGACAGAAAAGUUUAUAUAAAAAAAAAAAAAAAAGAUACCUUCACAACCCACAACUGCCUUAACCUUGAGGUCAUUUUUUUUGUUUUUUUUCCCUUCAAGUCUGAAAAAAAAAACAUUUCUAAGUUCUCAGCACAUGUUCUUGUGAGGGCCGUGUAACAUUUUAUUCUUUAUAAAUUCUAACAGGCUUCUUUAAAAAUUAUUAUUGCAGCAAUCCUCCUCCCAGGCGGGCGUAUACAACACCUGCUGUUCGUAGGCGACCUGCUACAUCCAUUAUGAAUGGGUCUCCAAUUAAAAGGUAAGCUUUUUUUCCCUAGCCUGAUUUCUUUUGUUAUAAGCAAGUACUCAUUUUCUUAAUGUUUAAUCUGUUAUUCCUUUUUAAAUCAUUGCCGACGGUUGCGACUAAAUGCGUCCUUGGGGGGUUUCGGCGGAUUGGUCCCGGUGCAUAGCGACACACACCUCUCAUUUCUAUUUAAAAAUAGCAAUGAGACUUCUGGAGAAUUAUUCAGGGUGGUUUCAAUUUAAAAGCCAGAAGUUUUAUCUUGUUUCACUUUGAAACUAUGUUUGCUUUAAUAUAGUGAGUCUAUAUGUAGCAUGUGUUCGUCCGAGGUUCCGAAAAUCAUUUUUUUUUUUUUUUUUAAAGGUGGGGGAGUAGGAUCGAGGUCGAAUAUGGAUGGCACUCGCGUCUUACGGGUUACGGGUUCUCAAGGUAUUAAACCACAAUCGUGCUAUAUGAAUUUAAAUUUUUUUUUUUUUUUUUUUUGGUAAUUGUUCGUUAUUUUUUCGUUGCUGAUGUCAUAUUUUUAUUAAACCUAAUUCAUUUUUUGUUGCAUUUGUUCUUAGUUCAUUAAAUAUUAAUUAGCAGACUAAAUAAAUAUUUUACAAAUUAAGUCAAGUGCAAAUCGGAGUUACUUCCCUCUCUCAGGCAUAUAAAUUAAGCCUGGUAGUAGCACUGCCGUCGGGAAUGAGUUCAGUAAAAAUAUUUAAGUUACCAUUUGAAUGGAUUUUUCUUAUUGAUGUAAACCCAAUAUAUAUUUUUGUUUCUAGUAACAUUUUUCUGAAUGUAAUAAUAAAUAUGCUCUAUGAUUUUAAUUUUGUCUACAGGCUUCUUUUCAACGAUAGUAUGACUAGUACCCCAUCUACAACACAUAGUUCAUCUGUGAGUAGUGAACACCGCAGCAGCCCCAAUGAUGAGGAUGACCGUUCAGGCACACCACCCCCAAUUUCAUCAAUUGCCAAGAUGGACUGGGAUGAACCAAAACCAGGGAUUGAGCCUAAGAACUUAUUGAAUAUGUUUCAAGAUGCUAGUGAUGAAGAGGACAAUUAAACACAGGCACAAAGCUACAAUGCAAGUUUUAAAUGGAUGUACACUUUACUUGAAAUAGUGCAAAGUUUUUUAUUAAGAAUAAUAAAUAAUUUGUGUUGGUGAAAAGACUUAAGUCACUGUUGGUGGUUUGCCUUCUUUCAUUGUUAAGUUACGAGAAGUGAAGGAACAAAUAAUGUUAAAUUACAGCUGGUAGAUAAGCUGCACAUCCUUAUAUUUAUCUUCUCAUUAGGGUUUUGUUGACAUUUUUUAAUGUCUAUUCAGUCGGAUCAUGGCCUCGGACUAGAUAUUGUUCUUUGAAUAUUUUUCAACACUUAUUUUAUUUAAGUGGGUUGGUGGUGUUUUUGGGGUCAGUAUUUAUUAGAGUCGUCUUUUUUUUUUAAUGGAAGGACAGUGUUUAUAUUCUCUUACUCUUAGUUGUCCAAAGGGUAGUCCACACUCACGACGACAUUCAGUGUUCAAAACUUGUUACAGCUUUUUCUAACUCUUUUUUUCCUCCCUUCUUUUUUAACACGUUUCUAUAAAUCAAAAUUACAUUUUUCUCUCA
Molecule: messenger RNA, 15800 nt
Organism: Lymnaea stagnalis (great pond snail)
Lineage: Eukaryota; Metazoa; Mollusca; Gastropoda; Lymnaeidae
Source: the annotation of a GenBank genome assembly